Orussus abietinus is the source of this 14386-nucleotide messenger RNA. Its product is annotated as microtubule-associated protein futsch. The transcript is spliced from 20 exons. Lineage: Eukaryota; Metazoa; Arthropoda; Insecta; Hymenoptera; Orussidae. Gene Ontology annotation, molecular function: muscle alpha-actinin binding; actin binding. Bases 875 to 14362 code for a protein of 4495 amino acids. Gene Ontology annotation, cellular component: filamentous actin; stress fiber; adherens junction. Gene Ontology annotation, biological process: actin cytoskeleton organization; muscle structure development. The record is from RefSeq and is a predicted model, not a curated record.
GACUCAUAAGUUAGUGGAUCUACGACCCUAAGGACUAUCGAUACUAUCGAUACCGUAGAUACUCGCGAUACCGUAGAUACUGGCGGUAUCCCCUCCCGGGGAUAACGAUCGCGGAUAAGGAACGAGUCAAAAGGCGACCGCCCGCCGAAGAGAUCGGUUCGCUCCCUCCGAUCACGGAUCGAACGGUGAUCGAUAGUCGGGAUCUAACCGCAACAGCGGACACCUACUCGAAAUCGAAGUGUUGGAAUUAAUCGCGUGGAUCAAUAUCCCGGAAAAAAUCGAGACCGGUGAUUACUCUGUGCGGAAAUAAACAGCGAGUGAAGUCUCACCCCUCGGGGGGGUGAAACGAUAAUUCCUUGGAAAGCGGGUGAAAUUACAUGUGAAAUCUCCUGGUGGCGGUUUCUCGCGAAGAAUUUCAGAACGUUAUUUCCUCAGGUUGACGGAACGACGAGUGAGAAGCGUCAUUAUCGAAUAUCGAAAGACGAAGCCAUGUAUCGAUCCGAGGAAAGUGAAAGAAAAAGGGAAGAGGAAAAUUAAAAAAGAGAUAGAAGAAACAGUCGGGGUGAUGCCUGCGCUCGACAAUUCAAGAGGUUUGAGUGGAGUUCCAGGGAAAAGCGCUUUCUUUUGACCGGGGACGGUCUAUGUCCUGAAAAAGGAGAACGAUAUUGAUAACCCGUGCGGCGAAGUUUGCCUUCGAGAAAGGACUUUAUUAUCGACUAUUUGAGGAAGACAAUUCCGAGGAGCGGCGCUCCGGGGCAGAUUUCUCCCUCGACCGGGUCCCGAAAGAAAAAUCCCGGUUCCUGGGGGAAACCUGGGGGAUCUCGUGGUUCUCGCGAUAGGAUAAAGGGGAAUCCGGAAACGAAGCCUGGCCAGGAUGGUUCACAUGAGCUACGCCCAGUGGGCUUGCUUGCCGAGCACUUACCGCAACAAGGUAAACCCCGGCAGUAAGGCAGCGCAGCAAGGGGUGCGAGAAGGCGAUCUGAUCAGCAGUAUAAACGGGAAAAGUACGCGCAAUUUGACCAACAGCGAGGCUCACGGAUUGCUGCGCAAUGCAGGAGAACGUCUGAGGCUCGGUUUAAAUCAGGAAAACGUCGGGUCGCCCAAGAGGAGGAUCUAUAAGAGCAGCCUGCAGGAGAGCACCUCCACCGAGACUCUGAAGAGAACGACGACAAAGUCAACGACAUCGAGCCUGAGAAUAAUUUCCACGGAAGCCAAGAGCAACGGAACUGAUGACACGACAAACGGAGGAAACAAUUACGCCAGUCAGAACGGUGGUCUGAAGAACUCGGAACAACGAACAGACACCUCUGCCAAAGGCUACGAGUACUCGGACUAUCUCACCGACGCUGAAGAGGACCGCAACAACAUGCCCCACGCUUCUCGUAGUCGCAAAAAUCGACGGGCAAAAAAUCGCAAACGGCCCCAAACCUCUGUUUUGGAGAAGCCGUCUAACGAGGCUUCCAAGCUGAUCACCCCGACGCCUGAUUUGUCAAAAGUAAAGGACACACCGACGCCUGAUUUAUCAAAAGUAAACGACACACCGACGCCUGAUUUGUCAAAAGUAAACGACACACCGACGCCUGAUUUGUCAAAAGUAAACGACACACCGACGCCUGAUUUGUCAAAAGUAAACGACACACCGACGCCCGAUUUGUCAAAAGUAAACAACACACCGACACCAGUCAUCCUGAAGAAUGGUCAUCAAGAAGACUCUAUCAGUGAACCUGAUAAAACCGAGGAGAAUUUGAAAUCCAGAGAUCUCGACGAAAGGUCCGAAGGAAAAAUCGGAGCAACUAAAGUUGAUGAAGAGGUAGAGAAUGUCAAUGGAGAUGAAAGUUCAGAAGUUAGUAAAUGUGGAAAUGGAGACGAAGCAGGGAGAGAAGCUAGCAAGAAUGAAAUCGAUUCCAAGAUAAGAACGAAUAAGAAAGAAGACUUUACGAGGGGAGGCAGGAACAAGAACGUGGAAACAUGCACGGAAAGUGAAACGCAAGUGAUAAAAGAGGUUAACAACAACGAGGAGAAAUCUGAACUAAGUAUCGAAAAUCCUGAAGAGAUAACGCCAGAAGUUUCUGUUAAUAAUGGGGACCAUGGAUUCGGAGUCGAGGAAAAGGAGCAGGUCGCUAAAGGAAUUCCCAGCGAGGACGAGAAAUCGGAAACGACCAUCGGCGAAACUACAAUAAUUGCGGGAAGAAGAGAUACCGGUAACGGAAAGACAAAAGCAGCGGCGAGAGGAAAGUCGAGGAACAAAGUCAGCCAAGAAGAAGAAGUCCAAAAAGCUGAGACGAAGGAAGUGUCGCGCGAGAUGUGGACGUCACAAAGGUGCGAGAUUGGAGCGAAUAAAACUGAUGUAAAACCAGCAAAAAAGGACUCUCGAGGCGAGGAGAGUCGCCAAGGAAGGAUCAAGGAAAAUGAAGUGACGAUCAUAACGGAAGAGGUGCGGGAAGACGAGAGGAACGUUACGAGAAAAACGAGGAGGAAGCCGAAGAACAAAUGCAGAAUCGAGGUGGGAGCCCUGAAGACGGAGUUGCAGAUCGUCGAGAUCACGACCAUCCAAACUGCACCAUUGGAGGCCAGGAUCGAGCACAUUCCGGGGGUGGGAAUCGUGGAGACGAGACACAAAAAGGAGGAAGACGAGCACAUUGUCACCGUGGUGGAGCCAAUAGAGCCUCUGUCCAUCAGCGUGGCCACCAAGGUUAAGACCCUUGGCGAUCAAUGCGCCGCCCUGGCACAGCUGCCAAAGAACAACAGCUUCGAAAUCCACGAAGUCAGUGACAGCGACGUCGAAGCUGACAGCAGUAGAGUGGCAGUGGUCGUGGAGGUAGAGUCCGACGUGGAGAAAGACUCCGUGGGAGACUCGAUCGACCUCGAUAAGGUUGCCGAAGAGGACAGGGUCGAGGACCUGAAGGGGCUGUACUCGAAUUUGAUCUCGAGGUUAAGGGACUCCGAUGACGGCGAGGACUCCCAAGAUCUACUAGAGGACACCCAGGAGGACUCGAUGUCAGAGGAGGUAGAAAAGAAGCUGAGGACGUUCAUAGAAGGCCUGAAACUACCCUCCUCUGCUGCAGAAGCGAGGGACGAGUGUCGCAAAGUGGAGACCGAGAGGAACCCCGGCGGAAAUGUCGCGGCCAGGAAGGCCAAAAAACGAGCCAUUUUGGAAUCGUACUUCAUGCAAACUCAGGCGGCGAACAGGUUUCUGGAUAUUAUCCAGGAAGAGGGGGAGAAGCUGUCCGAAGAUGGCGAGCAGCACAUCAGGGACUUUAUCAACGGAGAGAUCGGUAAAUACAGGAGAGAGGAACGAGAUUUCUCUCAUGGUCUUGAAGAAGGUCUCGAAAACAUGGAAGACCUCGAAGAAGAAGCCGCUUCUUCGACGGGUGCGAUGGGAGAUGUUCCCGAGCUAAGUGAAAAAGUUAACCGAGCAGAUAUCGAGAAAAAGGUUGAAAAGAAUGUUAAUGAAAGUGUACAUAAUGGAAGGAAGAAGUCUCCUGAAAGUGGGAAUCCUGAAUCAAGCGACGUUGAGGCUUCGAAUGAAAUUGGUGAAGCUCGAAUUGUUCCCGAUGAUCCGAGAAAUAGGGAAACUUCUGAUCCCGGGGAACUCCGGAAUGACAAAAAUGGCGGUACCAAUUCACACGCCGCGGAUAGGAGGAACCAAACUCCCUCUUCAAGGCUUCCCAAUCUUGGUAACGAUCCACAUCUCGAGAGACCACCAACUCCCCCGGAAGUAGACUACCCUAGGGAAGUUCGCGAAGUUCCAGAUCCUCCGCAGGAAGUACGACCUGCGCCGAAGACACCCCCAAUCCCCCCAACUCGAGGGAAGUUCGUCAACAGCCAAGGCUCUCUUGAAGCUUUGGGGAUGCCGCCUUUGUCACCUCCACCGUCACCGCUACCCUCACCACCACCGCCACCGCAGCGUCACGAACCACGAACGAAUCGACCAGAAAGGAUUUACGAAACCGCUCCUAAAUCCGAUGUAUCGACGCCCCGAGACGACCCCGAAGAGACCACGUUGAGGAAUCAGCUGACGAGUGAGAGGAUUCAGCGAAAAAUCCGCAUUUGUGAGUCCAACGUCAAGAGCGAACAGGACGCCGUUGAGUUCAUCAAGGUGUUGCUCACGGUAUUGUCCAGGAAGGACACGACCAGACAGGACGUCCAGAACGUCCUGACCAGGUUUGACAUAAAUCAGCUUCCACAGAACAUCCAAGAUAUCAUUGAUGACCUAAUGGCGCCUAGCUCGCACGUGUCCAUGGACAGUGACAGCUUGGACUUGCGAAACUCCGACCAGGAUUGUGACGCCGAAGUUGGCAGCGAUACCAACUCCGAAAUAGCGUAUGAACGCAUUAACGAAGUGGUGUCCCAAAAAUCACUGUGCGUUGGUCAGGCCUCGUUAAUCGAGCUCAGUCGGUCCGAACAAAAUGGGAUCUUGCAUGAAGAGACAAAACAGGAGCUCUUCAAGGCGUUCGAAAGCGCAAUAGCCUCAAACAAGAUGAUUUCAGAAAAAUGCCAUAAAAAUGCCUCGACCGCUGUAGAAGUAAACGGAAUUGAACCAGAAGAUGGGAUUAAUACAGAUAAAAUUAAAGAUGGAGAUAAGGAAAACGGAACAGUCUGUGAUAAAAAAGAAAUUGAAGUGAUACAAGACGUAGAGCAUAAGCAGGAUGACGAAGGGAAGCGAGAUCAGGAUGCCCAGGGUGAUGAUAAAAAUGAAGGGAUAAAAAUGAAGAAAGAAGAGCGAGAUGUAAAUACCCCGAAAAUUGAGGAUUCGAAAGACUCGACUUCCAUUGAAUUACAGUCUACCGACUCGAAGUCACCGAAUAAAUCCGAGGAGGCCGAAUGUAGUUCAAGUGCUCAGAGUCCAAUCGACUUCCAGGGUCUAGACUCUUCAAGUAGUGCCACGACGUUGAGCACUGCUAAAUAUAAUCCGCGAUCCUCAUUGGCAGACCUGUCUUCGGUGGUGCAGGACGAGGAGAAGGAAGGAAUCAAAGACAAGCAGGGCGCGGACCAAGGAUCGCCGCAACCAAAACGGAAGCUGACGUUGCUGAAGGGAGACGAAGAUUCGUCGAAAGGAUCAUCCAAAGAUGGCGAAGCUGGUUCCCCUCAGCCGAUACCGUAUUCGCCGAUCGAGGACCUCUAUUACGUGCCCUUAGACAAAACGGAAGAAAUAUCACCCUCCGAAGAGAAACCUGAAGAGCCUCGACCGGAUUCGCUGAAGGAUCUCUGCGUGAAAAAAAUCCUCUCGAUGCCGUACGGUAUGCAAAUAAUCAACGAAAUAACCCUUCCCAAGUUUAACAUCUUCAAGAGCCUGCAAGUGAUCCAAGAAGCCGUUAACAUUGCUUCCAGGGCUGAUAACGAGAGAUUAAACACGCAUGGUGUGAGUCGAUUGGUAGGGUCGGAUCGGGAGCCGACAAAGACCGCACUGGGGGAUCCUGAAGACCGCCACCCCGCUGUUUCAGAGCAAAGUGGUUCCGACAGGUUGAGGGUUGACGAGAGACCUGGUGUCGGCAAGCCUCGUGUAUCCAACCCCAGCAACAUGAGAAAGAGACCGCAGACUUGGGUGGGCGUCCCCACGAUCCAGGACCCCAAGUUACUGGUGUGUCUGUCGCCAUCGCAACAGGAGACAGGAGUUCACGCGAGUGCUGACAACUUGUUGGAUUUGCACAAGAAAUACCUGGAGCGUCGCAGCUACCACGAUGAUCAUCGAUCCGACACCUCUGUGCACAAAUAUAGAAUCGAUCUGCAUUUAAAGGACGAAGAGCAACCUGCUCGUGUCGCUCCUGAUCGUGCCAAUCACCCAGAUCGCUGGAACACACCCUGGCAUGUUCCAAAAACAGGGAACAGGCUUCUCGAGAUCAUCAAGGAGAACUCCAUCCUCCCAUCCGACAAGAAAUCGUCAACUCCAUGUCAAAAGUCAUCCUUCAGGGAGUUUGACAAAAAAUCCUACCAAAGAGAUAAGGACACCAUAAGUCAAACAAGAAUAUCGAGUCAACGUCUUCAGGAUGCAAGUCAGGAACGCCUGAGCGCUACUUGUCUGUCGGACUGGUUGCACCUUGCCAGAAGAAAUUCGGAUGAUAACGCUAUCUUCGGACAGAACUCCGGUUUGUCCUCGGAUAGGUCCAGAGAAAGUGGACAGGGGUGCUUUGACAAAAGUCGUCGAAAUUCGUUGCCAGGGAUGAGUAAUUACCGCCACGUGGGCGAUUCUUCAGGGCACCUUCUUCCGGAAGAUUACGACGAGCUCUACGAGCAGAGGAGCUCUUCUAGAGUUAGAAAUGGUAGAAUUGGAGGGGAAUUUAAAGUCGAAGGUAUGAGCGAAGGCACUUCGGAAUUCGGUGGUGUUGGCAAGCGAUCAGCUGAUAGACCUCACAGUGUGAACAAUGCGCUGAUAAUACGCGAGUCGGGUGAUGGGUUUACGAGAAGUGCAACUCCAUUUCGAAGAAGUCCAAUUUCUAUGAACAGCGCCAUUAUUGACAAGUCUCCUGACACGCCAGAUUCCGGCAAAAGGUCCGUAACCUCGCCUCGUAGAUUUGAAAACGUUGGUAACGUCAGGAGCAAUAUCAAUUCCGCCUUGAUAGAUGACAGACCCAUCGUGCCACCGAAGGUGAAGAAGCUCGUCAACGUUGACAGAUCCUGUAUAGACACAACGAGUAUAUUUGAUAAGAGUCCGCCAAAGAAUCGCUUGGAACCCAGGAGGUACCAUCAGGACCCAGAGAAAACGAGAAACGUCAAGGCUGACGAGAUCGUGGAGAACCUGAAGAGGCUCCAAUCGGAGAUGAAGGGUCACGCAGACGAGCGCAGAAGGUUCUCCCUGCCCCAGGAAUACUUUGAUCGUCAGCUGCAGUACAUUGAACAAUUGGAGAACCAACUGAAGGAGGAGGUGCUUGCCGAGGAGUCUGGAAAGGAGAUGGACAAAGCUUGUUAUUCUUCCGGAAGAGGCACUCUAGAGAACAGGAAGACUCCGUUUCAGGAUGGAAUGGAUGAGCCUUCCUGGAAGCAGAAGAGGACGCGUCAAGAGGAAACGGAGGGUACCGUGAAACUUGGGAAAAUAGCUGAUCAGGACUGCCAGAGGUCCAGGGACAGCUGGCACGAGGAGUCCAGGAACGUCGGCGACUCUCAGACCGAGAUCCUGAAGAGGGACGGUUAUCGAGAGUCGAUGAAAAAAGUGGUCAAAGAUGAAGAAUGUUUCAAAGAAGAGUCCGAGACAACGGAGAGCAAGGAGGAGUACACCAUAAUAACCAAAUCCGAGAGGACCUCCGAACCCGGUACUAGUAGAUCGUCUUCAAGAAGCUCGCAACCAAAGUCAGCCAUCUCGACGAACGCCGCAAACGGCGAUACGUUCCGUCAGCAGAUGUCCGGCGAAGUCGCGAGCCAUGUUCAGGAAAGCAAGGAAGAACGAAUUUCUCCCAAGACCGAACUCACCGACCAAAGUACUUCCAAGCCAGACCAUCGGCAAAAGUCUUCAGGGCUACCUCGACCAAAAUCCUCCAUUUCAGCGAUCCCAACAAAUGGGGAGGUGUUUCGUCAGCAGAUGUUCAACGAGUACGUGAACAAGGUUCAAGAACGACUGGAGCGGAAGCAUCACAAAGUGAUCAAGAUCAGCUCCCACGCGGACCUGGAGAAGGUGGAGAACGAGUCCUGCGCCAACAUGAACAAGAUCGAAAGGGAGUUCAUCGAGAAGGCCAGAGACAGACUCCAGAAGUUUGGGAUCAAGCUCGACGAGAGCGAACCGGAGGCCCGGAACAGCGAAUCGGAGAGAGUCCAGGAGGACCUAGAAGAGGCCAGGUGCGUGGUCGAUGGGCAGGAAGUGAAGGACACCAGGAGUCUGCCGAAGCACCUCAGGGAGUUCCUCAAGCUGUCGGCAGCCGACAGCGACGACGAGAACACCAUGUUCGCUCCGACCUUUAAAGCUUCGGCUGUGAAAGGAGGAGUGUGGUCUCCAGGAAGCGAACCUCCACCACCACCGAAGGUACCCAGCCCGGAUCGUGGCAAGGACGAAAAGGAUGCUGCGAUCCCGCCCGUCUGGACCCCCUCGAGCGCAGGAGCGAGUCCUGUGCCCGAAAGGAAGGAAUUCCGUCCUGUGCCCUUCGAGAGCCCGAUCCUAGGCCGGAAGAAAAAACCGGAACCACAGUCUUCCUCGGAGGAGACGACAGUUCCUUGGAAGGAGGAGGGAGAAAAAAAGGAAAGCUCUCAUACCGUCUCCCAAAACGUCACGUCUCGAAUCGUCACCUCGCUCUCUGCACCCCCUCAAGGGCUGAACACCCUCGCAGGUGCCCCCCGAUUGCCCAGAGCCCAAAAUCCUACGAUCACUUUAUUACAAAAAGCAAGAGAGGGACAAUUACCGAAAGGUGCGGCCUACUUGGACGAGAACGAGAGUGCCUCUCGUAACAGUAGCGACAGCAAGCCUCUGAUCAGCCCUGGAGAAGUCGUCUACACGGUGAAGAGAGAGUACGAGAGCGAACCGGAAGUCGAGACCCAGCCGCCGAAGAAGAUGGCCGAUCUGGGACCAAGGAAACUCGAGGGCAUUGGCCCCAUCACCAAGGAGGGCAUUCCCCUCGUCCUGAGAUCGGAAGUCAAGGAGAACAACCAGGCUAAGUGGUACAAGAAAAUGUACGAUUCCCUGCAUCGUUCCGACAAGGACGAUGAUUACAUAACCAUCCGGUACAAGCCACGGAGAGGAGCAAGACACGGCUACGGAAGUUCCAGCGGAUAUCUCAGCGAACCUGAACCUCGUUAUUCCGAAAGAUCAGCAACUCUUGACAGUCGGCGACGUCCACGAAACAAGGAAAAUGACUUCUCCGCGUCAACUAUGCCCAGAAAAAAUGGGCCCCUAAAGUAUUCCUCGGACUCGUAUCGCAAUCAGCCAGGUCGAAUCGAAGAUUACGAACCAGGACGGUCGUCGAUCGCCGAAAAGGAGACCAAAGAGUGGUGGGACGAGGUCAUGGACAUAUUUGACGGGCCUUUCGAGCAUCAUCGAUCCUUGCAUGCGAUUAAGCCGUAUAUGACUCAGGCCCUGAAGGAGUCUGGAUACGAGAGCGAUUCGACCCUCGUGUUUCGUCGUCGGGACGAUGUAAGUCCAUUAAGCCCUCUGGAACAGAGAUUGGCUUACAAGACUGUACAGAAAGGUGGCGACGUACCUCUUCACGGACUCCGCAAACCAGCCCCAGAGCGACCGAAAGACGACUCGGAGAUCGAGUACUUCCCUAUCUCGCCGACCCUGACGAGGAUCCGCGUGCACCGCAAGCUCGCCCAGAAGUCACCCCACCAAAAGUCUAAGUCCUCCACGAGUUCCUCGGAAAUGGUUUUCGGGAGGUAUAAAAAAACCACGCCUGCCGUGGCCACCACGCUGCUGCAGACAAACUCGAAGACGGACAGCCGGACCUUGCCGGGAAAAUCGUACUCCUCUUCGAGGAUAACUUCCCCACCUCCUGGGAGACCUCCUUCGAGGGUGGACUCCCCCCAGAACAGGCCACCAUCGCCCCCUAGAAGAAGAUCAUCUCGCAACAAUUCGACGUUGAGGUUAUAUUCCAAAACAAAGGUCUCCAACGUUACGAGCCACAGCGCGAAUCCUAGACACGAGCAGUGUUUCUCUGCGGACAACGUGUCCAACAUCAGGUUCCUGAGAGACAGACUAUCCUGCAAGCUGGAAAAGCACCGGAAGGAGAGAGAAGACGCCCACAGGGUCAGGAUGACCAGGACCUCGUCGACCAGUCCAGUGGUUGCGAGGACCAAAGUGUCUACCGAGAUCCAGAGCGGAAAAUCGGAGCCGUGUCUAGUCAGAAACGUCUCUUCGGAGUCUUCGAGUAGAACAGGUGUUGAGAAGGUCAGGACCAGAGUGUCGACCUCGACCAGUCCAGCGUCUAGGACGUCGCGGGACUCCGGAACGAAGGUCGAAGGUAGAAGGUGCCCUGAUGAGAGGUCUGGAAAAAGAGUGCCCUCGAAGAGCCCUAUGUCCAUCAGCUCUAGAGAGUCCACCAUAGAUCGGCUGACCUCCCCGGAGAGAACCUGCAGCCAUGGGAGCUCUUCAAGGAUAUCGACCGUUGCGCAGGCAAAAAUGGCUUCCAAGUGCAGGAAGAUCACGAAGAAGGAACAGGAGGAAACUUGCAAGAGACUGAGUCGUUCGCCAGAGCUAAUCUCGCCUACGGAGGUGCAGAAGAUCGUCCAGAAGCAGAAGGACUCCAAGGAUGCCUCGACGAGGACGCUGCCUUCGGGCACGGUGCUGAAGAGCUCGACGACUUUGUACUCCUCGUCACUGAAUAGCAAGCACAAGAACCCUGAAGACAAGUCCCUGAAAGUCACCGUGGCGAUCACGUCAAAGGGAAGGGAAUUUCUAAGGCGAAACACCGAGACCACGAGCACGAAUCCUAGCUCCAGGACCUCUUCGGCAACGACAUCACCGUUGGUCAGCAGGAAGGCGACGACUCUCCUGCAACCCACGGAGUCGACUAAAUUAAGGGCGAUUACGAGACAAUCGGAUAUGGAGAAGAUGAAGAGCGAGACGCUUAAGGUCCUCCCUCCUCCGAGUUUAGCGGAUAAUACGAGCGACCUUAAUCGGAAGAAGAGAUCGAAAGAAAGGUUGCAAACUAUAGUGAAGUCUGCGAUCAAGAAGCCGGAGACCAUCACGAUAGACCCCGAAGACAAGGACCAGAGGACGGAGAAGAAGAAGAAGAAGGAGAAGAACAGCGAGACCUCGAAAAGUAAGAAAAUAUCAAACGGCAAGAAGAGCGACAGCGAGAAGAAACAGCGAAAAAGUAAAAAUCCUUCCGAUCGCGAGGACAUAUCGAAGAGGUGCCACAUUGGAAAGAAAAAGGUGGAGGUGACCGCCGACGAGAUCACCAGACACGGGGAAGUGAUGAAGUCGAAUACGUUUUUCCAAAAUCUGUUCCUCAGGAACGUGUCACCUACGCCAUCGCAGAGCAGCGUCGUUAGGAAAAACUCGGUUUUGGAGAGAGUAAAAAUUUUCCAGGAAGGCAGGAGUGACAGAUUCCGGUCGGAGCCAUCGCUCAGGUCGAUCAACAUUUAUCUGUCCCACAAAAGACCCGUUUCAAACUCGAAGUUCAAGAAUUGGGAGCACGAAAGCUCCUCUUCAAGGUCCUCCAGCCCGUACGGAGUUUGUUGGCCUGGCAGGUCGGUUUUCAAAAAGAUCAGCAAAUUCGAAAGUCUCCUCAGCGUGGACGAAUAUCCGCCCGAUUACAGGUCAACGUCUUCUCUUCGAAGUAGAAGUCCAGAUUUCUCCCGCGAGGUCUUGAAGGGAAGAAGCUCCAGCGAACCGCCUCUGAGAAUGUUACCCGAGGACAAAGAAAAAAGUCCCAAAGCGUCCAGAACGAGUUCUCCGUCUCCGGCAAGGUCCGAUAUACCCCAACGGGUCCAAUCAUUAAAAACCCCAGAAAGUCUAGGGACAUUUAUCCUGAAGAAGGCCAGAGCCAGAAGUGUAGGCGAAGCUGACCAAAGACCCAUAUCACCGAAACAGAGAUUCGGCUCCAGCUUAUCACUGACAAGGAGCACGAGUUCCCUGAUGUCCUCCCAGGUAGAUCGCGAAGACAGCCAUCAGUACGUCUUGGAGAUGUUGCACUACAGAAGGAAGUCGAAGAGAUAUCGCGAGCUUCACGACUUCUACGCAAGUCUCGAAAGGAUGGGCGAGUUGGAAAGGACCACGUCAACUGGGGAUCUGCGACCAAGGCUGAGGAACGAGGAGAUCAUCGACUACGACAGAUGGAAGGAGGUCAGGACCAAGGAGCGAGCAGAAAGGGAGCUGAAGAUACUUUACGAUAAACUGCAGGCAGCCCAGAAAGAAAAGGACUUCCUGUUCAGGCCAAAGGACGUCGAGAGGUACCGCUGGCGAGGAGACUCCGGGCUCAGGUGUAAGGAAAAAUCGGUGGAAAACAUCAGGGAGCACUUCAAGAAGCUGGAAAACGAAGAGAGCGAGCUAGAGUCUUCACGAAGGCGCGAGAUCUCGUCUAAAAAGGACGUCUACAAACCUCUAUGGAGAGGCAGCACCGUGAUGAACGUAGCGAACACGAUUAUCAGAAAAGCUGCAGAGUCCCACGCGGAGUCGGAUAGAUCGGUUCUCCAUCCAUCCCUGCAAAGAAGCCUUGGUGGUAGCAAGAAAUUCUGGAGCAGCCUCUCCGUGGAGCAAGUGAACACCCUGAAGAACCAACUAAACGAGAUCUACGGCAGCGAAAAUGGUAAAUCGAAAACGUCGAUCUCAAAGGCGGAUUACGAGAUAGUAGUACCACCAAAAGAAGGUGGGAUCCUUACGAUUCCUCAAGAAGAAGUCAAGGGUCUUCACGUACGUUGUCAUUCCUUGCUGGGCUCGGAUAAUCGUGACGGAGGAACGAAACAGGAUCCUGGGUCCGGCGAUCGACUCGAGCCUACCUUGAAGAGGAGCAACUCGAUCGGUCGUGGAAGGACUCUGGAGAGGUCUCAAUCGGAUCGAGUGGUACCGCCGAUGAGCGAGCUGGAGAAGAAGAGAUUGUCCUUGACCCUGAGCCAAGAGAUCCUGGACAAGGUUUCCAAGAGAAAACCUUCGGGUUCCUUGCAGCCUCGUGAAACUCGUGGAGCCUUCGCGGCAGCAUUGGCAAUCCCGAAGGGCUCGACCUCCGCCAGGAGCACAUCUCCAAGAACUUGCUACUCCCUGGAGAUGUCGGAAGACGGUGCAACAAAAUCCAAAGAGAAAAAUGAUUUUUUGCUGGUGCUAGCGCCAGAUAGCGAGGGUACCGCAGGCAAGAAGAGAGUGGAAAACGUCCUCGAAGAGUGGUCCAAGAAGUCAGCUCCUACCUCUUCGGCACCAACCGAAGACGGUACGUCGAAGACGUCUCGACCCACCUCUGGGAGCGAAGUCGAAAGCAACACGGAGAGCUCCGACGCGUCCGUGAGGACCGUCAUCCACCAGACGCAUCCAGAAGAGGUGCCCCGCAAGGUGGAUUUCUUCGAGCACGUGGGCGAAGAGAGAAACGAGCCAAGAAAGCCUCCCAAAUACGUCGGCCACCCCCACCGCCUCUCCUCGUCGCAGAGUUUCGCAGACCUGAAGGAGCUCUUCGGAGAACGCGAGUCCGCGAAGUACGGCACGAUCCCACUCUUCAGGUCCAGAGCUCGGUCCACGUCGCCCGGAAGUCCGCCGACCUCUCCCGGAAGUCACCAGUGUGCACGCUUGCGUGACACCUACGAACGCACCCGUAGCGUCAGCCCACGAACAGUGUCUACGUCUUCCUGCAGUCUGGACAGCAUAUGGCAGAGAAGCUCUUCCCCGGACCCUGAAAAGUACUGGAGAGCGUACCUGAAGCUGGUGAAGAGCGGCGCCGUGAAGCGGCUGAGAGCGAAAUUCGAGAGCCUCGAAGAACUGCACCAAGACCGGAACCGUGUGGUCCAGAUCCCGAAGAGGUUCCAGAGCGACCCGGAGCUCACCAGGAACCUGUUGAAGAGAGGCAAUCUAGGGAACCAGUGCACCAAGGCAGUGGUGAAGAUCCACGAGUGCAGCGACGUGAAUUGGCUGAGAAGGAAGUACGAGCCCAUCCGAGGGAGGACCAGGAAGAGAGGGACCUCGCCCAUACCGAAGGUCCCACUGAGGCUGGAAGACCUGGGCAUGCCUCGCAUCAACGUGAUCAGCAAGCUGGCCGAGCUGAAGGACUCCGUAAGAGCGUCCUCUUCGGCGUCCUCUUCGUCUUUUAUGCGCGAGGCCGAAACCAGGGAACUUCGGGCCAGGAGGCCGGUUGGCAAAGUCCGUAAGAGAUUCGAGCGGGACCAGGAGCGAGGUGACUCAGGUGAGGUCUUCUCUUCGUCGCCGAGCCUGCACGAGCUUCGGGAUAUAGCACCGUAUUUGGCCGGUCGGUGGGUAGCACACAAGUAUCCUAGACGCCACGACAACGCGCGUUCCCUGUCAUCGCCCGACUUGAGCCUGGAGGAAGGGAGCGGCAAAGGUCCUGAAGGUCCUGGAGGUGGAGGGGUAGUCCCGCCGCGCCGGCAUCGAAGCCCACGCCCGGGAUCGGAGAAGCCCAGGGCCUCUUCGGCGUCUCCGGUGGGACCCAGAAGACCCACGUCCAUCCUGAAACACCCGAACGAGCGCAAGGACCCCUUCGCCGACCAACAUUUCGAUCCCAGCAAACACCGGCCGAGGUACAGGUACCAACCUCCGCCACCCUCACCUCCGGCAGCCCGCCGAAACUUCAGACCCUGGUGGCCUCCCCUUCCCACCUACACCGCCAGGCCCACCGUCACCUUCGAAGGUCCGGACCACUUGAUGUCAUGGUUCUCUGAGAUUUCUCAACCAGGGGGCGCGCUGCCUUUGGUCCGCUCCAAGGAGACCACGGUCUCCGAUGGUCGGCCUCCUUGGACCCCAGAUGCUGCGCGCUGCUCUCGCACCUCACCCUUAUCGAUAGAUUAGAGAGAGCACCGCCUUUAGACACCU